This is a messenger RNA of Monodelphis domestica (gray short-tailed opossum), 1064 nucleotides long. It is a transcript of the gene APRT, whose product is annotated as adenine phosphoribosyltransferase. Gene Ontology annotation, cellular component: cytoplasm. Gene Ontology annotation, molecular function: adenine binding; AMP binding; adenine phosphoribosyltransferase activity. Gene Ontology annotation, biological process: adenine salvage; AMP salvage. NCBI's taxonomy places the organism in Eukaryota, Metazoa, Chordata, Mammalia, Didelphimorphia, Didelphidae. The record is from RefSeq and is a predicted model, not a curated record.
CUCCCAUCCCUCUCUUCGUCUUCUUCCCGCGCCGGCGCAGUUCAGCGAAGUUCAGCGCGGAGUAGGCAUGGCGGAGUCUAAGCGGCAACUCGUGGCUCGGCGGGUCCGGAGCUUCCCAGAUUUCCCGAAGCCCGGGAUCUUAUUCCGGGACAUCAGCCCUUUGUUGAAGGACCCAGAAGCCUUCAGGGCUUCCAUUGAACUUCUGGCCGAUCAUCUGAAAGAAAAUCACAAGACCAAGAUCGACUACAUUGCGGGCUUGGACGCUCGCGGCUUCCUGUUUGGGCCCUCCCUGGCCCAGAAACUGGGCAUCGGCUUUGUGCUGAUCCGCAAGCGCGGGAAGCUGCCGGGACCCACCAUCUGUACCAGCUACUCUCUGGAGUACGGCCAGGCAGAAUUGGAGAUGCAGGAAGACGCCAUCGAGCCAGGCAAGAAGGUGGUCAUUGUGGACGACCUGAUGGCCACUGGAGGUACCAUGGGAGCCGCCUGCAAGCUGCUGCGCAGCCUGAAGGCCGACGUGCUCGAGGCCCUGACGCUGGUGGAGCUGACAUCCCUGCGGGGCCGAGAGAAGCUGGCCCAGGUACCCUUCUUCUCCCUGCUGCAGUACGACUGAGGACAGGCCCUCCCUCUGGCCAUUGCCCAGCGAUGACAACAUGGACUGUGGGCUGCCCCAGAGGAGCCCGGGCUCUCCAGAGAAGAGCUCUCUGGGUCCUGGAGGGUCCUGCCACGCUCUUGACUUUGUGCUUAGAAUUCCCUGGACCUGCCAGCCCGGCUCCAGGGACCUGUGCCAGACGUCCCUGGCCUCUAGAGCGCAGUGGGAGGCACCUGGUGGGUCCCCCACAUUGUGCCAAACCAGACUGGCGGCCUGAGUGAAGCAGAGGCCCCUGGAGGCAGCUUUGUAGGUGCUUCCUGUGGAGGGCCUGUCCGGCCUUGGGGUGCGCUGCCUGCCAAGGAUGAGGGACUUGGUGCCAGUCUACGAGGGAGACAAACCCCCUGGAGGGCCCUUUGAGAGGGAACAGUCGCUGGGAGCCCCUUCUUUGUAUCUGAUUAAAGAACUUCGUUCAGAA